This is a messenger RNA of Alligator sinensis (Chinese alligator), 2764 nucleotides long. Its product is annotated as protein FAM122A. Bases 8 to 850 code for a protein of 280 amino acids. Lineage: Eukaryota; Metazoa; Chordata; Crocodylia; Alligatoridae. Gene Ontology annotation, biological process: mitotic G2/M transition checkpoint. Gene Ontology annotation, molecular function: protein serine/threonine phosphatase inhibitor activity. The transcript is spliced from 10 exons. Gene Ontology annotation, cellular component: cytoplasm; nucleus. The record is from RefSeq and is a predicted model, not a curated record.
CGCCGCGAUGGCUCAGGAGAAAAUGGAGCUGGACCUGGAGCUGCCGCCGGGGAGCGCCCCGGCCCCGAGCGACGGGGGCGGCCUGAGGAGAUCCAACAGCGCCCCCCUCAUCCACGGCCUCAGCGAUAAUUCACAGGUGUUCCAGGCUAAUGUUUUGCGAACCCGCAGGAACAGUACGACAGUUAUGAAUCGUCAUAGUCUGUUGUUGCCAUCAUCUCCUGUUCGUAUUCCUAGCAGCCGCCUUCAUCAAAUCAAACGGGAAGAAGGAAUGAGUUUGAUGAACAGAGAAACAGUACAUGAACGGGAAGUGCAAACAGCGAUGCAGAUGAGCCAGUCAUGGGAGGAAAGCUUGAGUCUGAGUGACAGUGAUUUUGAGAAAUCAUCAUCCCCCAAGCAAGUAGACUUUGUCCCAGUUUCUCCAGCUCCUUCCCCCACCAGAGGAAUAGGGAAGCAAUGUUUCUCACCGGCUUUGCAAAGUCUGGUUAGUAGCAGUGGGUUACCUCCAAGUCCUAGCCCUAGUCCAACCAGGCGUUUCUCAAACAGGAGAAGCCAGAGUCCUAUCAACUGCAUUCGCCCAAGUGUUCUUGGGUCAAUAAAAAGAAAAGGUGAAAUGGAAACAGAGGAUCCACCAAAGAGAUUUUUCCAAGGAACUCCCAGCAUGCUUUUGCCUGAAGUGUCUCAUCUGACAGACCUUGGGGCAUGUUUGUCUUCCCAUACUCUUGAUGACAAUAGAAACAGCGCUGGAUCUUCCUGUGAUUCACCAGGUGACGUUGAUACCACCACAGAUUCUCCAGCCUCACUUCCUGACUCCAGAUCUCCAUUUCUACCAGUAGAUCUUACAGCUAAGUGACCUAUCGAUUGAGAAACUUUAGUCCCCCGAGUGGCAAAAACAAGCUGGAGAGCAAUAAACCUUUCUACAAUGUGUGACUGAGUUUCUUAUGAUCCUGUUCCUCAUAGGAACUUUCAGAAAUGUCUUUUAUUUCUAGAAAACUUCCAUUAUAAUUCCUUGAGGAAGAAUUCACGUUUAUAGUGAUUUGAAUGACAUUUACUAAAAACAGUAAGCAUUUGAACUGUGAACGUGUUCUAAGAUAUUUUGUGUCUGUACACAUGUUGUCGAUUUACAACAGAUGCUGUGUGGCUGAAGUUACAAGGGGGGAAGCUUGGCAUUUUAAAGCUACGUGCUUUCUGUUCUCACUAGUUUAGAAUGGUGCUGUUCUAGGUUUCAAAUAGCUGCCUUUAUUGGAUUCUCUCUCCUCUGUCCAUCUAAUCCCAACUGAUCAGUUUAUUGAUGUUUAUUCAUUUUAUUCCCUGUGGAUUAAGUAUUUAAUUUGCUGUUUUUAAAAAUGUAAAUGGUAUUGUUGAUAGAUAAUUGAAGCUUGAGUCCAUGAUGUUGGCUAUUGAUCAAGUUUACAUUUGGAUUAAGUAUGAAAAGAGCAAGUGAGCAUGAGUUACCAGCUUACGUUCACAUGUCACAUUAUAUUUGGAAUCAUGAUUGCUGGCAUGAUUAAACGCAAGCUUAACGUGGGGGACGUUAUUUGCCAGGGUAGUCAGCUUCCUUUUUCUCUGACUGACUAGUGAUGGAUACUUGGCGAAAGAUUCUUCUGUAGGAAAAUAGCAGUCGUAUUUUAGAGCAGUGUAUUAAAUCCCAAAGCCCUGAAUGAAAUGCUUCAGAAGAAAGGACCGGGCAGUGUUUAAGCCCAAACAUUGGAGAGCGUGAGAGCAGUGAGCAAGCGACCCUUAGAAUACAUGCAAACCGAAGGGAUCAAACAUGAGCGGUGAACUCUAUGUGAAUGCAAAACAAUCUUUAACUUCUGUCUAUGAAUAGCAGCCCAGUAGAUGUAUUAACAUGUAGAUCUAUUAACUAUUCCUCAAUAACAUGGCAUGAACUGAUUUUUCUGGUGCAGUAAACUUAAAAGAAUGGUUAAAUGUAGAAUCUAGCAACCCAGGAGCAGAUUGCAGGAUUCCUAUAAUAGGUUUAAAAAAAGACAGUCUAUCCGGAGGUAGUCUGAUCUCAACAGUAAAAGAUCCCCAGGUAUCUGCUAUCCUCACAUAGCUUGAUGUAGUGAAGUUUUGUUUUGUUCCCUUCCCGAGUGUUAAGGCCACGGUGCGUUGUGGGAAACGAGCAGUGAAUAUAGGGAGGCUUGUCGACAAGCUGGUGGUAUUGCAGUUCCCCAUCAUUGUGGCUGAUUCAUGCACAAAAACUUUGACAGGGCAGAGGCGGCACACAAGAAGGAAACUGAAGUUGGGAAAUAUGAAGAUCUGUGAUGAUGGAGGACUGAAGAUUUAUUUCCGUUCUUCUCCUGUAAUAAUUACAUAUAGUAUUUAUCUCAUGGUCUCUUAGCUGCAGCGCGACAACACAGUUUAUUAUAGACUCUUCAUGCUUCCUUAUUACACAAUUCACUUUUCUAGUGUCUGACGCUUGCUUUCCCGCCUUCCCAAUUACAGACAAGCAAAACUUUAAUAGCUAUUUUCUCUUUAAUAUAUAGUAUAACUUUAUUUUGUAAUAUCAAACAUGCCAAAGACUUAUUUUGUAUUCAUUGUCUUCUGCAGUGGGGACACGACUAUAGAUUUUUAUGCUUAUCUUGUUUUUUCACAGAUGGACCUUUUUAUGUCUCUGUUCCAGUCCUUUUUAAAAGAUGCAUGAGCAAAAGGCAAUGACAACAGUUGUAUUGUAUGUGGGGUCAACAUGUCUUUUCUCUGUUAAAUAUUUAUGCUGGUUUUGCAAAUAAGUGCCAAUAAAGAAAAUUAGAGAAAAUAAGGAUGG